GUUAGUGAGAGCUGACGUCCGCCAUCUUGUUUUGCAUCUCGUCUUACGUUUUUCAUAUCCUCCAAACUGAAGCGAUUUUUAGCGACUUGUAGGAGUUUUGGAGACCGCUUACUACCAUUGACCUACAGACAUGGCGGAGUUCGCAUUUGUUAAAGAGCUUCAUGCGGAACAAACUGCGAACGAGACGCACAUCAAAGAGGAGCCGACAGGAGACACUGGAUGGCAACGGGAUGGACAAGAGAACGUGCUGUGCCAGGAAACGUACUGUGAGGACCAGGAAACCAACAACUACCAACCAACCGGACAUCCUUGGGACGGGACUUACAACAGUUGCAAGCAGGCAACAGACACAGGACGGCAGCAGGACGAGGAAAGGGACGCUCGAAAUGACGAAACGUGUGGUGUAAAAGCAGAAAUGGAAGAGUCCAGCUUUAAACUUUCUAAUGGAGAACUGUGUACGGGGCAUCCUGUGAAGGAGAUGGGCCAUUCUGGGAAGACGACAUCCCGUACAGAACACCAUGGGAAGGAGAGUGACAGCAGGGAGGCCCAGACAGCAGACAUGGGCCUGCAGCAGGAAACGUGUGGUAUGAACUUUUCCCAACCUGACAACACAUCAACCUCGCAGGUACAGGAGAGCAGAGGUGAUAUGGGAAGGCAUGUGGUUAAACAUACUGGUCAGAAACCAUACAUGUGUGAGGAGUGCGGAUUUCGGACAAGUCGGAAGUUUAACCUAUCUGCACACAUGAGAACACAUACAGGUGAAAAACCCUACAAGUGUGACCAGUGUGACUAUUCUGCUGCACAAAAAAGUGAUUUGAAUAAACAUUUAGCAAAACACACUAGUGAGAAACCCUAUAUAUGUGGUGAGUGUGGACACAGGACGGCUAGGAAGUCUUAUUUAUCCCAACACAUGAGAACACAUACAGGUGAAAGACCCUACAAGUGUGACCAGUGUGAUUAUUGUGCUGCAGAUAAGUCCACUUUGGUCCGACACAUACGAAAACACACUGAUGAGAAACCCUACAUGUGUGGGGAGUGUGGGUACAGAGCAGCUCAGAAGUCUCACUUAUCCGCACAUAUGAGAAUCCAUACAGGAGAGAAACCCUACAAGUGUGACCAGUGUGACUAUUCUGCAGGACAGAAAUCCGACUUGGACCGACACCUAACAAUACACACUGGUGAGAAACCCUACAUGUGUGGGGAGUGUGGGUACAGAGCGGCUCGAAAGUCUCAUUUGUCCCAACACAUGAGAACCCAUACAGCAGAAAAACCCUACAAAUGUGACCAGUGUGGCUAUUCUGCUGCACAGAUAUCCAAUUUGGUUCGACAUCUUUCAAAUCACAGUAAUGACAAACCCUACAUGUGUGGGGUGUGCGGGUACAGAGCAGCUCAGAAGUCUCACUUAUCCGCACAUAAGAGAACCCACACAGGGGAAAAACCCUACAAGUGUGAUCAGUGUGACUAUUCAGCUGCACAGAAAGGCACAUUGGAUGACCAUGUAGCAAACCACACCGGUGAGAAAACCUUCAUGUGUGGGGAGUGUGGGUACAGGACAAGUCGAAGGCCUUAUUUAACCCGACACAUGAGAACCCACACAGGAGAGAAACUCUACAAGUAUGACCAGUGAAUUUGACCUCUAAAUUUAAAUGUGAUGAAUAUAUUUGAAAGGUCACCGUCAGUACGUUCUAUAAGUAAAACAUGGCCACUGGAUGGAAUACAAACUAAUUGCUACAUCUAAUCAUCAUAAGCAAUAAACAAGACGAAAGUUUAAUUCAAUUUUUACUGUAAGAAACAUGGACAUACCCACUAACGUGUAGCCA
This is a messenger RNA of Branchiostoma floridae (Florida lancelet), 1820 nucleotides long. RefSeq names its product gastrula zinc finger protein XlCGF57.1-like. Gene Ontology annotation, molecular function: RNA polymerase II cis-regulatory region sequence-specific DNA binding; DNA-binding transcription factor activity. Lineage: Eukaryota; Metazoa; Chordata; Leptocardii; Amphioxiformes; Branchiostomatidae. The coding region runs from base 131 to 1627 and encodes 498 amino acids. The record is from RefSeq and is a predicted model, not a curated record. The transcript is spliced from 2 exons. Gene Ontology annotation, biological process: regulation of transcription by RNA polymerase II.